AUGAUGCAAAUCUCUGAGGUUUUCCCAUGGUACUAUCAGCUUCUGUUUAUGAUUCUUGAACCAAGUGUGAUAUUUAUUGCACUUUUCUUCAUCCCCAUAUCACCAUCAAACCAUUUCCACUCCCUCGCACCGUCUGAUAGCACGGGGCCUUUCUGGUCGCCCUCUGCUAUACACAAGCUAUGUGACGCCCAUUCAGCCUGGAACACUCCGCAGCUUCGCGGCCUCUGGUAUUCAUACAUCUCCGCUCUUGCAUUUAGUGGCAUUAUUGAGCCGAUGGUUCUGUACGUAGCGCGAUACAAGCUGCGAGAUAUACGUGACGCGGAGGAGGUGAUAAAGACAGUUUUAGUUGCUUUUAUAGCCUUUGACAUCUUCCACGCAAGCGCAACUUUAGCUGUCACGGGUACGGCGGCGGCACUUCCUGGAUCACAGAGUCACAUAUAUGCAAUGGUUAAUGUUUGGGUUCCUAUGGCGUGGAUGCUUUUGCGGAUAUUGUGGAUAGUAGGUGCUGGGAGAAAGUCAGCCAUGACUGGUAUGAAGCGCGAGUAA
Fusarium fujikuroi IMI 58289 is the source of this 546-nucleotide messenger RNA. RefSeq lists its product as uncharacterized. The transcript is spliced from 2 exons. Bases 1 to 546 code for a protein of 181 amino acids. NCBI's taxonomy places the organism in Eukaryota, Fungi, Ascomycota, Sordariomycetes, Hypocreales, Nectriaceae. The record is from RefSeq and is a predicted model, not a curated record.